UCCAAAUAGCCAAUAAUGAAAAGAAGAAAAAAAGACAUGACUGACACCAUAGCAACAAAAAGGAAGUUUACUGCGACUGCCCAGCUUCGACAUCUACACAGCUAAGCCAAUGUUACUAGUUUUAUAGAGAAAAUACGACUGAUAAUUUUUCAUUUGAUUUUAUUUUUUCAUCUGAGGACGACAGCUUCGCGUUGUCAGGGCUUAAUCGUGGCAAGUUAGCCGGACAGGCUAACGACCCGCCUGUUGAAAAUGUUUAAAGCAAAAAUUCUCUUCGUUGGUCCUACUGAGACACAACAGAAAACGUGGCUGGGGAAUACAGACCAACACAAGGAGUCAGGUACACAAGUCCUGUGUUAUAAGAAGAACACUGCACUUAAUUAUUGACUGUUUAAAGUUCCCAUUACAGAUACUAAAGUCAUGUGAUAUGAAUCUCACUGAGUCUGAAACAGUUCACAAAGUGUUUAAAUCCAUGUCCUAUUAUAAAAUUAUAUCGCUUAUUAGACACCAGUUAUCUAAAUGCAGCUGCUCUCUACUGUCUCAAGGAUCCUGGAAUUUGAAUCCCAGCCUGAGGGCAGCGGUGACAAGAUCUGUGAGGUUGAACUUUGGGAUUGUUCAGGAGAUUUUAAAUUUGAAUCUUGUUGGCCUGCACUGAUGAAGGACUGCAGCGGUGUGGUGAUCAUUUUUAAUCCUGAUAUCCCAAGUCACCUCAAAGAAAUCGAGACGUGGCAUUCCAUCUUCAUCUCCACCCAAAGUCUGCAGGAAAACCAGUGUUUACUCAUAGCUCACCACAAGCCUGGGAGUGAGACAGAAAAUGAUCGACUGCCUUUAGCACCAAAUCUGAGCAGGUUGCCACUUAUUCAUUCUGAUCUGGAGGAAGAGCCCGAAGAUAUGCGACAUGCCUUCUACAGAUACUUGGGAAAUGUUGUAAAAGCAAUGUCCGAGAGUCGAGAGCGAGAGGAGAUGUCCAUCAUUACAUAGCAGUAAAAUGUACCAAACACCCAUUUUAGUUAGCAUACGUUUUGACUCGAUCAUCUGAAAUACGUUAGUCAUUACUAAUACCUUAAGAUCUUCAUGAGGUAUUAUGAAACAUUUUGUAGCCCUAAUAGUUUUGGAAAUUGUUUGUAAAUAAAACAUAUAAGGGAUGUCAA
Messenger RNA from Poeciliopsis prolifica (blackstripe livebearer), 1148 nucleotides. RefSeq names its product intraflagellar transport 22 homolog (Chlamydomonas) (gene ift22). The record is from RefSeq and is a predicted model, not a curated record. The transcript has 4 exons. Lineage: Eukaryota; Metazoa; Chordata; Actinopteri; Cyprinodontiformes; Poeciliidae. Bases 517 to 978 code for a protein of 153 amino acids. Gene Ontology annotation, molecular function: GTPase activity. Gene Ontology annotation, biological process: intracellular protein transport. Gene Ontology annotation, cellular component: endomembrane system.